Molecule: messenger RNA, 2986 nt
Organism: Triticum aestivum (bread wheat)
Lineage: Eukaryota; Viridiplantae; Streptophyta; Magnoliopsida; Poales; Poaceae
Product: histone-lysine N-methyltransferase EZ1-like
Exons: 16
Coding region: 503-2701 (732 amino acids)
Biological process (GO): heterochromatin formation
Cellular component (GO): nucleus; PcG protein complex
Molecular function (GO): protein binding; chromatin binding; histone H3K27 methyltransferase activity
Source: RefSeq, a predicted model, not a curated record
UUCUUGUUCUUUUUCUUUUUUGAGAAGAGUUUUGUGUCGUUUGUGUGCUCAGCACAAAAGGUUGAAAAAUACACCACCACGCCGCCGCGCUCCGCCGUGCGCAUGCUGUCCCCGCCGCAGAACAUCUCGGCGUCCGGUCCGAUGGCCGCCGCCACAUACAGGUUCUCAGCGCCAACCGCCGGCCGCUCGCGCCGGGGGUCCGGCCCGGAGAGACCUAGUAGUGUAGGCUGAAAUCCGACGCUCCGACCCAAUGCGGCCGCAAAAUCCCCAAUCCUUCUCUGUGCCCUAGAGGCUAGAGCUGCCGCCGCACCGUAGCUCGCCGUCGCCGCAGACGCUUAGUCUCCAAACCCCUGCGCCUCCAACGCGCAUCGCCGCCGCCGCCGAGGUUCCUCAGGAUGAUGAGGCUAUACCGGAUGGAGAAUUAGGCGAGGUCUCCGUUCCAACUUAUGUUAACUCGUUGAAGAAUGAGUUCGCGACACUUCGUUCCGCUGAGAUUAAGGAUAUGGUAGAGAAUAACAAGAUUAAGCUCAGCACCAUUAUGCAGAGCAAUCGCGGUUCUUCAACAAUCUGGCAAACGAGUGCAUUGGAUGGUACAGGUUUAGCCACGAAUCCGCUGACACCUAGGCAAGACGAUGCGUCGUGCUCAACGCUUGGUCUUGAACUGUGCCUUGCUGAGAAAGAUGGUGGCAGUUCUCAAGAAGAUAGUCCGUAUGGCACAUCGACUGCUACUUUGGGUGGAAUUCUCACUGCAAAGAAUGCUAAUAAGCCAAUUGAACUACCAACAGUGUCAGACCUUCCACCUUAUACAACAUGGGUGUUUUUGGACAGGAACCAGAGGAUGACGGAAGACCAAUCUGCAUUUCAUCGACAAAAUAUUUACUAUAAUGCAGAUUGUGGUGGAGCUUUAAUGUUCAGUGAUAGUGAAGAUGAAGUUGUUGAGGAUGAAGAGGAGAAAAGGGAAUUCAAAAGCUCUGAAGAUUGUUUUAUUCGGAUGACCAUUGACGGAUGUGGCAUGUCUGAUGAAGCGCUGGAGACCCUAGCUCACUGUUUUGAGAAGACUCCUGGUGAUAUAAAGGCCAGAUAUGAGAUCUUACAACGAGAGAGUACUGAAAGUUCUUCCAAAGAAGUGUCCAAACUUAAUGCCAAACUGAAAGAUAUCUACCAUGAUAAAGAUUUGGCUGCAGCAUUGGAUUCCUUCGAUAAUCUCUUUUGUCGGCGAUGUCUAGUUUUUGAUUGCAAACUACACGGGUGUUCUCAAGAUAUAAUAUUUCCUGCAGAAAAGCAAUCACCUUGGAACAGCAGGGAUGAUGUACCAUGUGGUAUUCAUUGUUAUAAACUGGCCACCAAACACAAAGAUUCAAUUGCAUACUCACAACAUAAUUCUCCAAGCACAAGAAGUUCUCGGAAGAAGGAUGCACAUCAAAUGGAGAAUAACUCAGCUUUAGUGGAAGAUCGUAAUUAUUUGAUGGUGGAAACAAAUAAUGAGCAUUCAGCAACAGAUGGUCAUGAUAGUUCGAGGAAGGAAGAAUUAGUCGAUAAGAAUAUAUGCAGGCAAGAAGACAAUUUUGUAUCCUGGAUGGUGAUUGAGCACGAGCUUCUAGUUAAAGGUGUGGAGAUUUUUGGAAGGAACAGUUGUUUAAUUGCUCGGAACCUUCUUGCUGGAGAGAAAAGAUGCAGUGAUGUUUUUCAGUAUAUGAAUUAUAUUGAGAACAGCAGCACAUCAGAGGGACAUGGGUUGGGCCUGGGAUCACGGCGUCCUAGAAAGCGAGGAAGGGUCAAGCAUGCCUCAAGAUCUACAGUCUACCGUUUCAUAAGGAAAAGGAUUGCAGCAAUGAAGGGUGAGCUUCGUCAGCAUUACAAUCCAUGUGGUUGUCAAUCGGCAUGUGGGAAACAGUGUCCAUGUCGGAAAAAUGAUACAUGCUGUGAGAAAUUCUGUGGGUGUCCGAAAGCAUGCAAGAAUCGUUUUCGAGGCUGUAAUUGUGCAAAGGCUCAGUGUCGCAGCCGCCAGUGCCCAUGCUUUGCUGCUGACAGGGAAUGUGAUCCUGAUGUGUGCAGAAAGUGUGGGGUAGGGUGUGGUGACGGUUCACUGGGUGUCCCCAACCAAAGAGGUGAUAAUUAUGGAUGUCAGAACAUGAAACUGCUUCUUAGACAACAACAAAAGGUCGUACUUGGGAGAUCUGAUGUUUCUGGCUGGGGAGCAUUCGUUAAGAAUACUGUUGGCAAGGAUGACUGUCUUGGGGAGUACACUGGGGAGCUUAUCUCUCAUAGGGAAGCAGCCAAGCGUGGACAGAGAUAUGACCGUGAGAAUUCAUCAUUCCUUUUCAACUUAAAUACUGAGUUUGUUCUCGAUGCCUUCAGGAUGGGCAACAAGCUGAAGUUUGCCAACCAUUCCCCUGAUCCGAAUUGCUAUGCCAAGGUUAUGUUUGUAGCAGGCGACCAUAGGGUGGGCAUAUUCGCCAAUGAGCGGAUUAAUGCAGGCAAGGAGAUUUUUUAUGAUUACCAUUACGCGCCUGACGAAGCACCAGCGUGGGCUCUGAAGGCUGAUGAUGCCACUGGAGCGAAAGACCCCGGCCAGUCUUCCAGUGGAAGCGCAAAGAAGGCUGAUGCUCCUGGAGCGAAAGACCCCGGGCAAUCUUCCAGCGGACGAGCAAAGAGGCCUGGGAAGUCUUCCAGAGGGCGACCGAGGAAGCAUGCCCGGUGAAGAAACACCAUUGGUUGAUUCUUCUGUCGCGGGGCCGAAAUUCAGAAGCUAUGUCAGCAACUUUAUUUGGUUUGAACUUUGACAUUCGUUGGCACCUUUAUCAGCACUCCUUGUGGAUGGAGCAUGAACCAUUUAAUAAGUGUCGGGUUUUAUUCAGCCCUAGGGCUUGUAAUAAGGUGCCCACGCCGUAGCGGCGAUUGGGGUCAGUGGUGUUGCUGGCAUCCGGUCUAUUUCGCUGGAAACUGCACCGGACGCUGUGUCAGUUUCGGUGGCUGGCUAUCAUGC